Messenger RNA from Leishmania mexicana MHOM/GT/2001/U1103, 1971 nucleotides. RefSeq names its product putative ABC transporter. NCBI's taxonomy places the organism in Eukaryota, Euglenozoa, Kinetoplastea, Trypanosomatida, Trypanosomatidae. Gene Ontology annotation, molecular function: ATP hydrolysis activity; ABC-type transporter activity; ATP binding. Gene Ontology annotation, biological process: transmembrane transport. The transcript has a single exon. Gene Ontology annotation, cellular component: membrane. Bases 1 to 1971 code for a protein of 656 amino acids. The record is from RefSeq and is a predicted model, not a curated record.
AUGCGGAGCUCCUCGCGGCUUGUCUGGCAGCCCGUCUCGCGUACCGCCUUGACAAGCGUGCGGCGGCUCGCCUCCGACAUUCGUCUGCGCACUGACUAUGGCAACGCUACGCCAGCGCAGCGCCCCACGGCAAGCAAAAGCCUCAUCUAUGUGACAGAGCCGGCAACGCGGAAGGGCUCUUUUGCCCGCUAUGUGCGGUCUGCUCGGGACCAGGCGCCGUACAUUGCCGGCGCCGUGGUGGGGGUGUGCAUCUACAGCGCGGCCACACUCGCCAUUCCCGCCGGGUUUGGUGCGCUCAUCGACCAAGCAAGCAGAGGGCAGAUGCCGCUCGGCACGUCGAUGCAACUGCUGGGCUGGUUCAGUCUCUGUGCGACGGGCAACUACCUGCGGUUGUACUGCAUCGGCUACGCAGGCGAGAGCAUUAUCGCGAAGCUGCGCCGCGCCUUGUACAGCGGCAUCUUGCGGCAACCGGCAGCGUUUUUCGACUCCACAGAGAACCGCACCGGCGCGCUCGUGCAACGACUGUCCAUGGACUGCAACGUUGUGGGCAGCUCCCUGACAGAGGCGGUGACAAACGGCAGCAAGAAUCUACUGCAGACGAUCGGCAGCAUCACCGUGAUGCUCUACUACUCACCGCUGCUGACGAGCGUGAUUGUGUGUAUGAUACCGCCGGUGGCCAUCUUCGCCGGCUCGUACGGCCGUUACAUUCGUAAGUUGCAGCACAACAUGCAGGAUGCCCUGGCCGACAUGGGCACCGUCGCCGAGGAGCGGCUGUCGAACAUCCGCACCGUGAAGGCCUUCGGCACCGAGGCGCAGGAGGAGUCCUGGUACAGCAAGAACGUCCAACGUGUCUUCGAUCUCAGCAUGCGCAUGGUGCGCUGGAACUCCGUCUACGUUGCGUCACUGCAGACGGUGGGGUAUGGUGCCAUGUACUGUAUCAUGUGGGCCGGCUCGAUGCUCGUCACCUCCGGCCAUCUGACCCCUGGCGUUCUCUUCUCCUUUAUGCUGUAUACGGUGUACUGCGGCAUUGGGCUGAUGGGGUUGACGAAUCUGGCCACCGAGAUUAAUAAAGGCUACGGCGCCUCGCUGCGGCUCUUUGACAUCCUGGACAAGGCCGAGGCAGUGCGGCAGAAGCACACAGCAUGCAAACAGCUGACGCCGAUUACGUGCAACUGGCGCGUGACUUUCAAGGGCGUGUCCUUCGCCUACCCUACGCGGCCGGAGGCGCUCAUCUACAGAAACAUGAGCCUCACCAUCGAGCCAUCCCGCUGCACUUGCGUUGUCGGCAGCAGCGGCUCCGGCAAGUCGUCCUUGGCCAUGUUGCUGCUGAAGCUAUACGAGCCGACAGCCGGCUUUGUGCAGCUUGGCGAACACGACCUCCGCGACAUCAGCUCACAUUGGCUGCACGAGCACAUUGGCUACGUUGGGCAGGAGCCGGUGCUGUUUGGCGGGUCCAUCGCACAGAACAUCGCCUACGGCACUCCAGGCCGCAACUGGGAUGAUCCAAUCGAUCGCUGGCUUUACGCUGCCGUCGUCGAGGCGUCCCGGAAGGCCAACGCGCACGACUUCAUUUCCGCGCUACCGGACGGGUACGACACGUUCGUUGGCGAGAGCGGCCGCAGCCUGUCUGGCGGGCAGAAGCAGCGCAUCGCCAUCGCGCGUGCCCUGAUGCACAAUCCGCGUAUCACCAUCCUGGACGAGGCGACGUCUGCGCUCGACAGCGAGAGUGAGGUGGUGGUGCACGACGCCAUCUCGCGCCUGAUCGAAGAGUCGAAGGACUCGAAGCGGCAGCACACGGUGCUCAUGUUUGCACACAAGUUGAGCAUGAUCCGAAAGGCGGACCACAUACUCGUACUGGACAAGGGCCAGGUUGCUGUUGAGGGCACCUUCGCGGAGGUGUCCAAGAGCAAGCUCUUCUGCGACCUCGUGGGGCUCGUUGCCACACCACAGGUAAGCGCCGGCACGUCGUGA